AUGAUUGAUUAUAAAAGAAUAUGCGUUAAUCAUGGUAUUAAGGCUAUAUGCAUUUUAGAUAAUUUUUUAAUUUGUACAUCUGUUGGAAAUACUAUAAAAAUAAUUAAUUUAACUAACACAAAAGUAUUACUAGAAUGCAUUAUUUCAACAAGUAGUAAUAUUUAUGGGUUAGUUUAUAAAAAGCGUUCUAACGAUAAUGGAAUUCUUAUUGCUCAUGGUGUUCAUAAAAUUUAUUUUUAUAAAUUAAACAUAUCUUUUAAAAAAUGUACACUAGAAUUAAUAUCAAAAUAUUGUUCAAAUAAAUGGAUACUAAGAGCUAAAUUUUUACAGUGUAAUAAAGAUAACUCAGAAUUAUGUUACGAAAAAAACGAAUCAAAUAAACAUAUUAAAGAAAAUGUUGUUAUUUGCUUAAGCAAUGGAAGUAUUAUAUUACUAGAUAUUUAUAAAGGUGUUAGUUUCUACAAAUAUAAAUUUAAAGGGAUACAUUUGCUAUAUAGUUCAGAUAUUUACAUAAACGAAAAAAAAAAAUUUUAUAAUAUUUUCAUAGCUGGUGGAACACCAUUUAACAAAAUAUUAUUAUGGAAUUUCAAAAUAAUUAAAAAAAAAAAAUAUUGGGGGGGGAAAAAAAAAAAAAAACUGAUAUUAUUAGAAAAUAUUCAAGAGUUAAGUGGCCAUAGAGGCAUUAUAUUUAAGGUAAAAUUUUUUAAAAAAUCUAAAUAUAUAUGUUCUGUUUCUGAUGAUAGAGAAGGAAGAGUCUGGUAUAGGAAGAGAAAAGAAAAAGAAAGUAAUUUUCUUAAAUCGAGCUACAAUAAUAAAAAAAAUAAUUUUUUUCAUUAUAAAUGUAUAAAAUUAUUAACUGGUCAUGGAGCUAGAAUAUGGGAUAUUGAUAUGUGUAUAUUUAAUGAAAAUUUUUAUUUUAUUACAUGCAGUGAAGAUUCUACCUGCAAUCUUUAUGAAAAAAAUCAUAAAAAGUAUUUUAAAUUUUGUAAUUAUAACGGGAAUGCGAUAAGAUGUAUUUGUUUUCAUAAAAAUUUAUGCUUAGUAAUUUCUGGUUCUGAUAACGGUACUAUACAUAUCAGACCAAUACCAUUUAACAUUUUUGAAAAUAAGCACAAAAAGAGAGAAGUAAAUUUUUUAAGUGUAUCAAAAAGCAUAGAUGAUUCUAUUUUAAAAAUGGAGGGAAAAAAAAAAAAAGUAAGUAUAACUACUGAUGGAAAAAUUGAAAAUGAUAAAAUAUGCAAUUGCGAUUACUAUUAUUCCAAUAAGAAUAGUGUUAUAUCCAUAUGUGAAGAUAACAAUGUAAAUAGUAGUUAUAUUAAUAAUUCUAAUAUUUUUGAAAAUAAUGUUAAUAAUAAAUUCGCAAAUGAUAAUAAUAAUCUUGAAAAUAUUUGCGAUGAAGUAUGUGCAAAAAAUAUAAUAGAAACAAAUGAUUCUUUAAGUUUCAUGUUUGAUUGCUUGAACGAAAAAAUGAAAAAAAAUAAUGAUUGGAUUAGAUCAAUAAAUCACAUUAAUUUAUAUAAUGUUAUUAUUUGCACAAAUUUAGGUUGCAUAUAUAUUUUAAAAACAGAAAAAACUGAUAUAAAAUUAUCAUUAAUUUAUGAAGAAAAAAAAGAAAAUUAUUUAUUAACAUGCAUAACUUAUUAUGGCUUAAAUUAUAUUUGCUUAGGUUUUAGCAACGGUUAUUGUUGUUUUAUAUUUUUAAAAAAUGAAAAUAUAUUAAAUGGGUCAAUUAAAUAUAGUGAAAAAAAUAAAAUUAUAAAAUAUUUUAAAUGUUUUCCUCAUCGUUUAAGCGAAAUGUGUUUAAUACCUUUAUCUACUAGAAGUUAUGAUAGUUUUAUUUUUUCUUCAGAAUGUAAAUAUAUAGAGGAUGUUUUAUAUGCUUUUAUAAAAAAAGAGGAUAUAAAAAAAGAUAAUUCAAAUAUUAAUAUAUAUAGUGAUAAUGAUACUUAUAAUCAAUUAAAUUUUUAUCAAGUCGUUUAUAAUCAUGAAAAGCAAAAUAUGGAUAAUGAUUUUCAAAAUUAUUUAUCAAAUAAAAGUGAAUUUUCAAUUUCCAAUUUUUUAUUGUGUAAUCUUGACCACACAGGAAAUAUAAAAAUAUUUAGCAUAGAAAAUAUAAAUAAUGAAAUAAAAAUAAGUAAUAUUUUGGAAACAGAAAUAGAUGUGAAGAACAAAAAAUCUAAAAUCAUAUCAAUGAAUUAUGUAAUCAGGCAAAAAAAAAAAAAAAUGGGAAUUUUGAUUUUUAUUGGUGAUGAAUAUGGAUGUAUUUUUAUUGUUUAUAUUAAAAUACCUAUUCAAUUAAAAUCAUAUCAAAUUUUUUAUGAUUUUCAAAAAAUCCACAUCAAAUCGAAAGACAAAAUACGUGUUCAUAAUAAUAGAAAAGUUUUUGAUAUAAAAAUUAUUGAUCAUUUUAUAUACUCAUGUGGAAAAAAUGGAAAUAUUAUAAAAUAUCAAUUAUUUAAAGAUAAAAAUAAUAUAUAUACUUUAUAUAAAUUAUGUUUAAUAAAAAUAUCAUAUUAUUCUUCAAUUUAUAAAUUAUUACCUAUGCGUAUCAAUAGAAAUAGUUAUGGAAAAGAAAUAAAAUGUAAUAUAAAAGACAUUGAUAAUAAUAAAACAAUUGAACAUAAUACAAACUAUUUUAAUAAUAAUAUAAUACAAAAUAAUGAUUAUUCAAAUGAAAAUGAAGAUUUCCAUGAUAUUUUUAUUUGCUGUUUUAAGGAAAAAAAGUUUGUUCUAUAUGAUUUAAAAAAUAAAAUGGAAUAUUUAUCCAUUGAUUGUGGUGGUUUUAGGAGACCAUUAAGUAUUUUUAUGAAAUCAUCCGAACAUUAUACUAAAACAUUUUCUUUUUGCUUUUGUAAAGAAAAAAUUGUAUAUUUUCAUUUUAAAAAUUUAUAUAAUAAUCAUAUAUCUAUACCAUAUCAGAAAAUAUAUAUUAAUUCAGGGUUUCAUAAUAAAAAUGUUUCUUUCUUAAUAUGGUUAAAUAAAAAUUAUUUUUGUACAUGUUCAGAAGAUGGAACAAUAAAGAUUGUGCAGUUGGUAAAAAAUUUUGAAAAAAAAAAAAAAAAUAAUAAACUUAAAAAUAAUGAAAUCUGCUGUGAAGAUAAAUAUAUUAAUAAUGAGAGUAAUAUAACAAGAAAUAGUUUUAAUAGCAAGAAUAAUAAUUAUAAUAUUGACCAAAAUACUUCUAAAAUAAAUACUAUAUCUUUAAAAAAACAAUUAAAAAAAAGCAUAAAGAGAAAUAAACACAAACUUUAUUCUAUAUUUAGAAAAAGGUCAAAUUAUAAGAAAUAUAAAAAGAAAAAAAAAAUGGAUUAUAUAAAUUACAAAAUGAAUAUUGUUCAAAAUAUUUAUAAUCACAGUGAGCCUAUUUUUUGUAUGUGUUUUUUUAAAAAUCCAUUUUAUUAUUCUAAUAAAUUCAAAAUUUUAUGUAGUGUAGGAGCAAAAAAUUCAGCAAACGUUUUUUACAUUUUUAAUGAUAUUAACAAAACACCAAUUUUAUAUCACAUAGAAAAAUUAAAAGUUCAACAAUUCUCAAGUAAUUUAAGAUAUUUAUGUGUUCAGGGUUUAUACGAGAUUUUAUUUAACGAAUCAAAUAAGUAUUUGAUACAAAUAAAUAUAUUUAUAGGUACUUCUAUUGGCUAUAUAUUUCAUUAUUCAGGGACAUAUGAAUUUGUUAUUUAUCAAAAUAUUAUUCUGUGUAAUAUUGUAAAACCUGCUUAUGUAAUUUAUUCCUACAACCUAAAUAGUACUAUUUUAUCAAUGGAUUUAAAAAGUAUUAUAUUAAAUAACUCUGAAAAUGGAAAGAAUUAUGACAAAAAAAUGAACGAAUUGUUUUCUAUUACAUUAAAAAAUAAUUACUUAGAAAAACCAGAGUUAAAUAUUUCUCAAAAUAUUCAGAAUUAUCAUAAAGGAAGUAACUUAUUUCAGAAAAAUGAAUUCGUAGAAUAUAAUAGAAAUGAUAAUUAUACGUUUGGCAAUGAUAAAAGUGUUAAUACAAACUAUCUUUUUAAACAUAACAAUAAUAAUAAUGAAUUAAAAUCAAGUAAUUGCCAAAAUGGAUUAAGUGAUAUAUUUUUUGUAAAAGAAAAAAAAAUGAAGAAAAAACUUAUUCAAAAUAUACUAUGUUGUGGAUUAAACAAUGGUGUUAUACAAAUUUAUCAUUAUAAUUUAAAAUUAGUGUUAAUGAAAAAAAUUCAAAUACAUCAAAAUGGCAUAAAUAGAAUAUGUGUUAAAAAAGGAGGAAAUUUAUUAAAAAUAUUCACUUGUGGAGAUGAUCAAUCAAUAAAUAUAUUAAUUUUAAAAAUUAUAAUUAUUAAAAAUGAUAUUAGUUUUCUUAUUACUCAAAACACAAAUUUUCCUUAUUCUCAUUUAUCAUCUAUUAGAUCAUUAAAUAUUUUUUCUCAUUUUCUCUUGAGUGUAUCGUGGGAUCAAUAUCUUUACAUAUGGAAGCUACAAAAAGAUAAGAAUAAAAAUAUCAUUAUAAAGAAAAAAAAACAAGUAAAAAUUUCAGUUUAUGAUGUUUCAUGUUUAAAUUCUUUCAUGAUUAAAAAAAAAAAGAAAAUAGAAAAUAAAUCUAUAAAAGAAUAUCCACAAAUAGAUGAAGAUAGUAAUAUUACAAAUAAUUCUAUAAAAAUAAAAAGGAAAAAUUAUCUUUAUAUAAAACUAUAUUUAUGUGUUGCUGGAUCAAAUGGGAGCCUAGAAUGCUUUUUAUUAAAAAUUAAUAAAUAA
Plasmodium relictum is the source of this 4725-nucleotide messenger RNA. Its product is annotated as conserved Plasmodium protein, unknown function. The record is from RefSeq and is a predicted model, not a curated record. Gene Ontology annotation, biological process: tRNA methylation. Lineage: Eukaryota; Apicomplexa; Aconoidasida; Haemosporida; Plasmodiidae. Gene Ontology annotation, molecular function: protein binding. The transcript has a single exon. Gene Ontology annotation, cellular component: cytoplasm. The coding region runs from base 1 to 4725 and encodes 1574 amino acids.